Synchiropus splendidus (mandarinfish) is the source of this 952-nucleotide messenger RNA. Its product is annotated as elastase-1-like. Gene Ontology annotation, biological process: proteolysis. Lineage: Eukaryota; Metazoa; Chordata; Actinopteri; Syngnathiformes; Callionymidae. The record is from RefSeq and is a predicted model, not a curated record. The coding region runs from base 62 to 874 and encodes 270 amino acids. The transcript has 8 exons. Gene Ontology annotation, molecular function: serine-type endopeptidase activity.
GUCUGACUAUAAAAGAGCUGCAGGUGUUCAGGUCCAGCGCGGAGCGUUUGAGACAGCCGACAUGUUCAGGUUCCUUGUGUUCACGAUCCUCGCAGCCGUGGUGCUGGCCGAGCUGGAGCCUCAGCCCAGGUACCUGGAGGAGGAUGAGGCUGAGGAGAGAGUUGUCGGAGGAGAGGUGGCUAGAGCCAACUCUUGGCCCUGGCAGAUCUCACUUCAGUACAGAUCAGGCAGCAGCUACUACCACACCUGUGGAGGGUCUCUGGUCAAGAGAGGAUGGGUCAUGACUGCUGCUCACUGUGUGGACAGCUCCAGGACUUGGCGUGUUGUUCUCGGAGAUCACAACAUCAACAGCAACGAGGGCAAAGAGCAGUACAUGAGCGUCAGCCGCGUCUACAUCCACCCCAACUGGAACUCCAACAAUGUUGCUGGAGGCUGGGACAUUGCUCUCCUGCGUCUGUCUUCUGAGGCCACCCUCAACAACUACGUCCAGCUGGCUGCUCUGCCCCCUGCCAACCAGGUCCUGCCCCACAAGAACCCCUGCUACAUCACCGGAUGGGGACGCACCCAGACCGGAGGUCAGCUGUCCGCCCAGCUGAAGCAGGCUUCCCUUCCUCUUGUUGACCACAAGACCUGCACCAGCUACGGAUGGUGGGGCAGCACUGUCAAGAGCUCCAUGGUCUGCGCUGGGGGAUACAGCGAGUCUGGUUGCCAGGGCGACUCUGGUGGCCCCCUGAACUGCAGCGUCGGCGGCCGCUGGGUCGUCCAUGGCGUGACCAGCUUCGUGUCCUCCUCCGGAUGCAACGCCUACCAGAAGCCAACUGUCUUCACCCGCGUGUCCGCUUACAUCAGCUGGAUGAACGGGAUCAUGGGUUAGAAAACAGAGCUAAACCACAUGAAGACAAUGACACUCACAGGAGUUGUAGUUCAUCCAACAGAAUAAAGUGUCAUAAAA